Molecule: messenger RNA, 1032 nt
Organism: Eurypyga helias (sunbittern)
Lineage: Eukaryota; Metazoa; Chordata; Aves; Eurypygiformes; Eurypygidae
Gene: CFL2
Product: cofilin 2 (muscle)
Exons: 3
Coding region: 49-498 (149 amino acids)
Biological process (GO): cell motility; actin filament fragmentation; actin filament severing
Cellular component (GO): cytoplasm; actin cortical patch; actin cytoskeleton
Molecular function (GO): actin filament binding
Source: RefSeq, a predicted model, not a curated record
GCUUCUGGAGUAACAGUGAAUGAUGAAGUCAUAAAGGUUUUUAAUGACAUGAAAGUAAGGAAAUCUUCAACCCCAGAAGAGAUUAAAAAAAGGAAGAAAGCUGUUCUCUUCUGCUUAAGUGACGACAAAAAACAAAUAAUCGUGGAGGAGUCAAAGCAGAUACUGGUUGGUGACAUUGGAGAUACUGUGGAGGACCCCUAUACAGCCUUUGUAAAGUUGCUACCUUUGAAUGAUUGCCGAUACGCUUUGUAUGAUGCCACAUAUGAGACAAAGGAAUCUAAGAAAGAAGACCUGGUAUUUAUAUUCUGGGCUCCUGAAAGUGCACCUUUAAAAAGUAAGAUGAUCUAUGCAAGCUCUAAAGAUGCCAUUAAAAAGAAAUUUACAGGUAUUAAACAUGAGUGGCAAGUAAAUGGUUUGGACGAUAUUAAGGAUCGUUCAACACUUGGAGAGAAGCUGGGAGGCAACGUGGUAGUUUCACUUGAAGGAAAACCCUUAUAAAAAGACAGACAAGUGCCAUCGGGAUCUAAGGAGCUUCUAUUUCUGCAGCUCGUUCAAUUGGAAUAGCAUUAGUCUCCCCGUCCCCUUCCCUCCUCAAAAAAUAAGUCCCUUCCCAAAUACCCCUGAAGGAGAUGUCAUUGUUAAGCAGUCUACUAGUGAUUGCUAUUAGACUGCUUAAUCCUGGUAGUUUUAUGUCGGAUCCAAGGAAUGCUUUCACGUCAUACUCUUAGCCAAAACUGACGUUGCAGGCAUUCCUUGCAACAUGUACAAUGAAUGUGAUAGUUAAUGUGAAUAGUUCAGCAGACAGCAAAGGGUAAGCUAAUUGAAUGCCUUGAAAGUAUUGUCCACUGAUCGGAUGGUAGACUCUGUACAGUAUUACUUACAGUUGCACUUGAUUGCAGUUCCAUGAGGCUCUUGUGUGUUCAUACACCUCACCUGCCUUGACAAGCCUAUUUUUGUGACAUGGCAGCACACAACACUAUGCAUUUAAAGCACUUUUUUGUCAUAUGUUUGACCCUCCCUAACACCCCCCCC